UAAGGGAGUAUUUAAUUUGCCCUGACAAGAGCUUAAUGAAUUUCUGUGUUGAACUGUGUCUAAGUACUAUGUCUUGCUCAUAGAAGAACAGUAUUUUUGUUCCUGUUGGUGCUAGGCUGAUACAGACACUCUGAUGCUGAUUUUUGUCACAGUGAACUUUAAGAUUUGUGGCCAUGGGCUUUCCAGUACUUCUCCUUGCCCCAACCCACUAUGAAAAUGGAGUUGGAAAGGAAACUGAAAAGGCCUUUUCAGUGAUACAGAAAAGCAGAACUUGCCUCAGAGGUAGAAAGAAAUGAUCGUUCUUGCCACAGGAGAUUGUCCUGUUGGUGUUGUUUGUGUCAUCACCUAUCCUACUUUCAACAACUUAUAAUAGGAAACAAAUAAGCAUUGGGAAAAACUAAAAGGUGUGCAAACCAAGUGAUCCAUCUGUGAAGAUGUAGGGAAUAAAGUGUUAUUCUAAAAAAGUUUUUUUCUUUGCUCUGGUGGUGUUGGUUUUUUAUUAUUUUGAAAACAUUGUUAAAGGAAUACAUAGUUUUCCCCAGAAAUAACUAUUUAUUUUUUCUCUGAACCUCUGAUAAACCUUUUUUAGUCACUUAGAGCAAUGCAGAAAAGGCUGUUUAGUGCUGACCUAAAGGAAAUCUUGUCUAUACAUUGAACCUUGAUGGCAAUACAGGGUGAAAUUGUUGUUGUGGUUCCUCCCCUCCUGCCCUUCUCUCCAACAGAAGUCUGUCUUCUCUUGGAAGUAGGAAUACUGAAACCACUUGUCAGUGGUAGAAAACAUUUUUGUCUACAUCUAUACUACAGAAAUAUUGGAAUUAAGUAUUUUUCUCAAAUUAAAGUGACUCCAAAAGGUGAAUAUUUUUAAGUACUGUUUUCUUCCACUCUGAGCAACCACUUGUCCUAUUUUUCCUUUGGUCACAAAAGAUUCAACAUGCAGAUUAUUUGCCCUUUCAGUGAAAUGGGGUUGGAAAGGCUUUGAACUGUGUUUAUUACCACUUUUGUCACUAUCCCUGUUUUUUCUCUGUUUAUUUUGACUGCAAUGGUAGCUUUAUCUUCCCAAUCCCCCCCCAAAUGGAAUCCAAAUGUUGGGGGAUUGCUACUGUUCUGCGAUGCAAAUUGGCUUUUUAUUUUGUGAUGUAUAUAGGGGAAGGAUUUGAAGUAGUGUCUGCAUGCAGUAUUUCGGGGUAUUUACUUAUUUUUCGGCUUAAUUGGAUCAGUUGUUUUUGUUGGGUCUUGAUGCUGGCAGUAGUCCAGUGUGCUUCCAGUGUUAUCUUUCAUGCACUGGAAAGCUUUGAAUAUAUCUUUUUUGGGUGAUGACCCAUCUAUCAACACCUGUGUGUGUGGUUGUUUAUUUUUUGGGUUUUUUCUUCCCUCUUCCAGGUAGCACAUUGCAGAGUCAGAGUUAGGUGUUUUCUCUAAGCUGGCUUUAGCCCCAGUGCUGUUGCAGAAGGGGGAGACGCUCUGAGCUGCCCCCAAUGCACACGCUUCCCACUCUGCCCCUUUCCACCCCACACACCCAUAGCCACCUGUGGGGUCCUCUGUGCUGGAGAAAUUCUGUGUUUUAAAGGCUUUUAUAUGCAGCUUUUGUGAGACCAGAAGCUGAUGGUGAGGCAAAGAGCAGAGGAGCUCUCCCCUCUGACAAGCAAGAGGAGGGGAAAGUUCAGCCAAAUAGGGGAGAAAGUCUUCCUCUUUUUUUUUCUUUUUUUUUUUUUCCUUAAUUGUUGUUAAAUUGAACUCUCUGCAUAAUAAACUUGCUGCUUGGGUGGUAACUUGGUGGCAGAAUGUUUAACAUAACCUUUAAUAAUGAGGGUCGUCACAAGAACAAGGCUGAAAUAGUACAAGUAACAGUGAUCGGGGCUAUCUGUAAGCUUGCAUCUUUUAGCAAAAGUUCACUUAGGAAUAAUAGAGAAGUGCUAAGAAGAAUUUUUAAGGUGGUGCUUGUAAUGGAUAAAGUCUUCUAACUAUGAUAAUAUAUACUAUCUAGUUCCUAAAUAUCCCCAAAGCAAAUAUUAUAAUUUUUGCUGGUUUAGUUUUUUUCUAAUUAAUUUUGUGGCAUGUGGCAUUACAUUUACCAGUUGCUAUGCUCUUGUCUUUUCCUUGUAUAGAUAUAUAUUUGAAUUAAUAGGGGCUCUUCAAAAAACAAAACGAAACACUAUUUUGAUGUUCAUAGGUGCAAGUUUGAAGUGUUCAGCACUAAUCGCUAUGUAGGAAGAAGGGCUUUCAUAUUACAGCCAUUUUUUGAAUGGAAGAAAAAGACGAGUGUGGCUCUGAAUCAGAGUUCAACAUGGAUUUUGUUCGCAGAAAUACUGUCCACUUAGUCAGUACAAGUGUGGACAAUAUCAAACAUGGAAUUGUUGAGGAAGAAAAUCAGUGCAUCCUUGGACUCCUGAAGGAAGAGCUUUCCUGAUGGGACUACUUUCAAGGGUGGAGUGAAAAGCAGAUUCACAAAGAUCCAGCACUGACACUUGAAAGGUAGUUCUGUAAAUGCUGGUUAAUGUAGACGUGUUUCUGAGAGAAGUGCUGAGACCCCAACAAUAGCUACCAGCUUUUCAUUUAAUAUUUAGAUAUGAAUUUUCUAUGCUUGAUGGAGAUGGAAAAAGAUGAAAAACAAGCUGGCUUCCUGGAGAAAGAAGGUGGCAAUUAUUUAAUGGAACUUUAUUACUGUGGAACCAUGUUUUGAAUGCUUCUCCUAGACAUCUUGACAAAUGUCCUACAUAUCAGGAGAUUGAUAUGCUUGGAAACCUGGCUCAUCAAGCAGUGUACACUGGAAGAAGCCUGCUUGGAAUAUGACUUUUUGUAUUGUUUCUGAAAGUCUGUGAGAAAGCACUAUAGGCAUCUACCUGUUGUUUUUUAAGUCUGCAUCUCAAUUAAGCUACAGCAAAACUAGUCUUUGAAGUGAAUAGAACCAGAGCCCUUUUGGAAACUUUUAUUGAACAUGACUCAUGGAGAAGAGCUUGGCUCUGAGAUGCACCAGGAUUCUGUUGUUCUAACUUACCUAGAGGGAUUACUAAUGCAUCAAGCAGCAGGAGGCUCAGGUACUGCGGUUGACAAAAAGUCUACUGGGCAUAGUGGGGAGGAUCAAAGCUUGAAGAUUUCUGGAAAUAUAUUUCCCAGCUGUCAAAGUAAUGGUCCAGUUCUUAACACAAAUACAUAUCGGGGAUCUGGCAUGCUGCACCUCAAAAAAGCAAGACUCUUGCAGUCUUCUGAAGACUGGAAUGCAGCAAAGAGAAGGCGGUUGUCUGAUUCCAUUGUGGAUUUAGAUGGGAAAAAGGAAGCUUUGUUAGCUGGCAUGGUUGAAAAUGUGCCUAAAGGCAAACAGGAUAGCACAUUACUUGCCUCUUUGCUUCAGUCCUUCAGCUCCAGGCUGCAGAGUGUUGCUUUGUCACAGCAGAUUAGGCAGAGCCUUAAGGAGCAAGGGUAUUCCCUUAGCCAUGAUUCUUUACAAGUGGAGAAAGAUUUAAGGUGCUAUGGUGUUGCAUCCAGUCACCUCAAGACUCUACUGAAGAAGAGCAAAGCAAAAGAUCAGAAGCUGGACAACAGCCUGCCUGAUAUAACAAAGAACCUGCCCAAGGAGAGGUUUAUAGAAUCUCCUCAUGCGGCGCAGAGCGGACCUAAAGUGAUAAAUGAGCCACUGUCGUGUGCUGCAAGAUUACAAGCUGUUGCAAGCAUGGUCGAGAAACGAUCUAGUCCCGCUGCUUCACCAAAGCCCAGCGUAGCGUGCAGCCAGCUAGCUUUACUCCUUUCAAGUGAAGCUCACUUGCAGCAGUACUCCAGGGAACAUGCUUUAAAAGCACAAAACGCGAAUCAAAUAGCAAGUGAGAGACUUGCAGCUAUGGCCAGAUUACAAGAAAGCACUCAGAAAGAUAUUGGCCAGUUCGGUUUAGCGAAAGGAAUGACAAGCCAUCUCAAUGGUCAGACAGGAUCCUCAACCAAAACAGUAUCUAGCAAAAGCAGUGUGGCACCAUUUCAAAGUUCAGUGGGAGUCAUGCAUUCGCCUCCCAAAACUGUGGGAUACAAAAGUACUUUGGAAAGGAGUAACCUGAAAACCUCUCCCAGCAACAGUUUGCUCUUGCAUCUACUGAAAAGCCAGAAUACAACCAAACAUGUAAAAGGGCACGAACAGGGUGAGAGAGGCAGCAUUUUUGAAGACAGCAGCACGCCGACGACUAUUGAUGAAUAUUCCGACAACAAUCCUAGUUUUACAGAAGAUGACAGCAGUGAUGACGAAAGCUCCCAUUCUAACUGUCUUCCUAUAGAUCUAUCCUUUAAACAGAGGACAGAUAAACCAGAUGCGGGUCCGCCUGCAUCGCUGGAUAACCUGACUCAGUCUUUGCUUCAUAGCUGGGAUCCAAAAGUUUCCUCUCCAGAGAUCAAGGAAGAAAAAGACACUCCAAAAGCUUCUAAGCUGAAUCCUCAUCAGAAAGUAACGCUACUUCAGCUGUUACUUGGGCAUAAGAGCGAAGAAAAGGUAGACAAGAAUAAUGACCCUCAGGGACCACACAGUGCAGCUGAUGUGGCUAAAUUCACUGUACAGACUGGUAAAAGGACUCCUGUUACUGACAGCCCCAGUGCAAAUCGAAUGACUCCGUUAAGCACUCCACCUUUGCUGGCUGCUACAAAAGCAGACUCUCCUAUAAAUCUCUCGCACCAGUCUUUAGCCAUCAAGCGUAGCUCACCACCGUAUGCCUGCAGCAUCCAGCCGGAGAGGCUGGUGAAUCCCGCAUCUAAACAUUUGAUAGACCUUUCCAAAAGCAAAGAAAUUCAAGGAGCCAAGCUGAGCAGGAACAGUAGCCCCCAGGACUCCUCGGCAUUCAGUGCCAGCAAGCUGCUGCAGAACCUCGCUCAGUGCGGCAUGCAGACUUCCAUGUCAAGUGAAGAACAAAGAGGUACCAAACAGCUGCUAGCAGGGAACACGGAUAAACCCGUUGGCUUGAUUGAUAGAUUGAACAGCCCUCUGCUUACGAAUAAAUUGAGUACGCAUGAAGAAAAUAACAAAAUAUUCAGUUGUCAGCCUGCACCUGCUGAACAAGGACUUCCAGGUUCGGAAAUAGAAAAUCUCCUUGAAAGGCGCACUGUCCUUCAGCUGCUUCUGGGAACUCCCAAUAAAGGUAAAAGUGAAAAGAAAGAGAGGAUGCUUUUAAGAGAUGAAAGUUCUCAAGAACAGACAGAUAAGGCUUUGAGUGAGCAAAUAUUGACGGUGAAAAUAAAAACUGAACCAUCUGAAGAAUCAAAUGUUCCUUAUAAUUCAAAUGCACAACAAGUAAGAGAGUGCAAGGGUAACAAAUUUGAAGGGUUUGUUCAUUCACUGCAGAGGAACACAGCUGCUUCUCCAGCAUCCGAGGAGUUGAAAUCUGAGCCUCAUUCACCUCAAGAUUUCUCUUUUUCCAAAAACGGCCUGCUAAGUAGGUUGCUGAGACAGAGUCAAGACAGUUACCCUGCAGAUGAGCUGGACAGAAGUCACCGAAACAAUGAGCUGACACACCUCGAAUCAAAGAAUCUUUGCACGGUACCGAAGAAGAGGAAGCUUCAUGCUGAGCCUUUGGAAAGUCCAUUAAAAAAGAUGAAAGUCAAUGUGUCUGCUGCAAACAAUCACGCUUCUCCUACUGAGGCACUGUAUGGGCCUUUACUUAACCAGCAAGAACUGAAAUUCAGCAGAAGUGAUGCUGAAUUUAAAUAUGCUGUAAGUCAUGGUUCAAAUAAUGAAAGCGAAAACAGGAGUUGGUCUAGAGAUGGUAAAGGCUUUAAUGUGUUGAAACAGCUGCUUCUCUCAGAAAACUGUGAGAGAGAUCUGUCACAACAUAGGAAUAACAUACUAACAGAGGGCAGGAAAAAAGGAAACAAAACCAGUGCAACAAUUAUUAAACCUGAAUUCAGCAUUUCUUCAGUGGGUACAUUAAUGGGAAGCCCUGUGCAACAGAACAGUUGUGUAGAUCAUAGAACAUUUCAGUAUCCUGUAGCAGUAAAAAGUCCUGCCAGUUCCCCCUUCCCUGAGUACAGGGAGUUGGGGAACACAAUAUCUAGAGUCGAGUCCGACCAGUAUAGCAUGUGUCCCAGUGAAAAAGGGCCCAUCAGAUGGGUGAUCACAGGUAUGGACAAGAAUGAUUAUGAAAAAGACUCCCCGAGACUGACCAAAACCAAUCCAAUAUUAUACUACAUGUUACAGAAAGGCGGCAACUCUGUCAGUAGCCACGAAGCACAUGACAAAGAAAUCUGGAAUGACCCUUCAUUUGCUGAUAGUUCAACUCAAGUUACAGUCAAAGAGGAGUUGACAUCUGACGCAGAGCUUAAAACCCCUUUCAGUAACUUAAGAAGUCCUUACAACAGCCAUAUGGGGAGUAAGACCUCCCAUCAACAUGGUGUGAAUGGACAAGUGCACGGACUUCUGGAAAAAGUGCUAACAAUCAAAAAAGAGCCAGAAUAAACUGCAGCCUCCUCAAUGAGUUUACAAUCAGUGGUUUUGAAUCUUUGUUUAAAAAAAAAAAAAAAAAGAAAAAGAAAAAAAUAAAAAUGAGUAUGAACUUGACUGCUGUAUAAAUUUAGCAUGAUUUUAGAAAAGCAUGGUCUAAUUGAAACGUUUUCAUUUGAUAAACUUUUUAUUUUUCUGGUGAUGUUAUUUAAAAUACAUGUAGAUAAAAUUUGCUUUACAAUAGAUUGUCACAAGGAAACUAGAAAGGUUGUAAUUUGUACAAGACAUUUCUGUAUGCAUCAGAUUAAGUUACGAGUACUCUUUGAUCAGAGUCUUAUUUGGAUCUGCAAGUUUUUGGUAUAACAUACAGUGUAAGCGUACAGCCUAGGUGGUGGUAAUGCUGCGUUUCCCUCCCUCCCUGUAAAAUAAUCCUUAUUUUUUGGAAGCCUGAGCAUAUAGACAGUAUACUUUUUUUUUUUUAAUGUUUUGUGAAAUUUUAAGAAUAACUUUUAAGAAGUGGAGCAGUCCGUCCAAGGUAUUAGCUCAUGAUAUUGGAAAACCUGUGUCAGUGUUAAUAAUUGAAAUGCACUGAAAUGUAUUUUUUAGUGCUUCCAAAAUUUUUAUUGUUAUUUUUAAAUCUUGUUUGUGGUUCUGCCAGAAUAGUGGUGUAAAAAAUCUAUUUUUCUUCCUUGCCCUGCUCUUGACAAAUGCCUUCUUCAGAAUCCUUAGCCAUAGUGAAGAGUUACUAGUUACAGUUAAGGGUUUUUUCUAGGUUUUUAUACAAAAGGCAGAGUUUUCGUAGGCCAUGCAUGUGCUGCAUGAGUCCUUUUGUCAGUGCAUUCCUGCCACUUCCCUGCUUCAAAGUGGAAAGCCAAAAUGCCUCUUGGAGUGGUCUGAUUAAGAAAGCUUAGUACAUAUAUUUGGUGAAGAAAAAGGUGGAAAGUUUUGAAGUGGAUGAGAAUUGUCUGUUUAGCACCAUCCUGCUUCCCCUGCAGAAGAGUUCUAGCCACGCUAAAGCAGCACAUCAGGCUUCCGCUCAAAGAUGGAAUAGGAUUCUAAUGAAAAAUGUGUUGGCCUCUUCCUACAACCAGGGAAAAGAAUCCAUAUUCUGCCAAUAUUUAUUACUCUCUGAACAGCUGAUGCAUGGUUUAAUGCACUACCCUUUCACUGCAGAAAACCUGGUUUUAGAAUAAUUUCUCAGGUUGCACUGAGGAUAAAAUUGUGGUUUUGUCGUGUUCUGUAAUGGAUGGUGGGACAGGCCUGAGAAAUCCUCCUCUGCCCUUUUCCUCAAUCCCCACCUGUGCUGUGAUUUGUAACAUCUGGCAAUAUCAGCCUGAGAUGGGAGUAGCUGAAAAUUGCAGUCAAAGCUGAGACACCUUAAAGAAUUGCUGGUUGGGGAGGAGCCGUGUGGCUCUGCUUUCCUCUUAGCACUGUCUGUGUUAACUCCGUUUGCAGCCUUUGUGUCUCGGGGGAAGAGGAGGACAGAAUCCAGUUUCUCUAAAUUAUGUGCAUUGUUGGCAACCACAAGUUUUGCUGAACUUUUUAUUCCUGUGAAACAAAGGUUCUCUGUAGCUUCCAAUUUCACUGAUAAUCCCCUAUGCUAUCAGCAAACAGCGAAGUAUUUGACUUGCACAGAUAAUGAAAGCUACAUUUUAAUUUUGACCGUUUUCACCACUGAGAGCCGAUGACAUGACACAACUGCUGUUUCUGUCCAUCUCAUGUUCGCGUAGGAGAGAUGAGUGAUGGGGCAUUUUGCUCUUUUCCUUUCUGGUUUGGUUUCAGAGAACCUUUUCCCUGACUGCUGGCUUGCUGAGACAGAGUGAGCUGUUGUCCCCCUCUCGUUCUCUGUCCCCUGCCUGGGAUCAGGUUCCCUUCUUUCCAAUGCAGUCCCUACUGAGAGGCACGUCUCCUGUCUGCCAGCUGGAAAAUACACCACUAUUCUGUUUUGCCCCCGUGGGGGAUACCUUCUUUUAGGGAACACAAAUAUUUGGCGGUAUCCGAUAUAAAACAUUCCCCCUGGUUUAUAUGAGAAAUAACAGAGCGAUUUAAAGAUAUAUUUUUAUGUUAUUUGGGUGAAGCGUAAUAUAUUAAUGGGCUGUACAAAGAAGAUUUAUAUUUUAAAACCUUCAUGCAAAUCUAGUAUCAUUUUAAAUGUCAUUGUCUGAAGUAUAAUAUAAAAAUAAAAUUUUGUUUGUCUUUAAUAUUGCAUUUGUAAGUGGCCCAGUGACAAUUCAGGUGUCUCAUAGAAUAAUCAUUAACACGAUAAAGUAUAUUUUGGAUUGACAGUGGAACUGAAUUGUUUUUAUAUGAGUCAACCCAGCAGAAAUAUUAAAGAGAUGGUAUUUGUUCCAUCCGUUAGAUGUCUCUUAAAGUCUUAAUUGAUUAUUUUUCUUGAAACCACAUGUAUAUAGCUAGGAAAUAUAUACAAUAUAAAAUAAUAGAUGGUCCCCGGAGUAAAUACAGGACUAUAAUUUACUUGAAUGGCUUCUCAGAAAAAUGCAGCUUGAACGGAUGUGAAAUAAUCUGGUUGGAAAAACUUCACCAAAACAAAGCUGAGAUGAAAAGUAGGGAGGGGAGUCACAAAAAGUAACAUUGGAGUCUAGGAGUGUGCUUACCUAUGUAUUUAUUCUAUGGUAGUCUAUUGUUAUGAUACAUACUUUUGAACAUUUAGUUUUUCAAGUUUUAUAAAACAUUUAAGUUAAAAUGUUAACAGUUUGACCAGUUAAUGAUUUAGCUUUUGUUUUAGGUCAUGUUGAUGAAAGGGUAUUACCAUUCUCACAGACGUCAGUAAACUCUAAUACACAAGAAUUUAAGUUUAGGACAUGCUAUUCAUGGAAGAAUCUUGCCUCUUGUAGCCAUUGCAAUCUUGACCAGCAGGCAAAGACAAGAAUAAGGCUGUUGAGAGAGGGUAGGGCAUGCCAACUGGUUGUUCACCAGUUGGCUGCCAUGAGGACAAAUUUUCUAUAUUAAAUUCUCCGGUAUUGCUGAUGUUACCCCACCCUAGGGAAGAGAGGUUUCCUUCAACAUCUACCCUGUCUGCAGGUACAGCCUUUAAACCUGAGGACCAAAGGCUUUUAAAUAAUUUUUUUUAUCUUGUAGCAUGGGUGAGUAAAAAGGAGUCACCAUUGUUUUCCUUGGGGACUUUUCCAUCGGAAAAGAAGGGUGCAGGAGCUGGGUUUGCUGCACCAGCAGAAGGGCCGGUAGGGCUGGCCAGGUUUUCCCCAGCAGCUCAAAGAUCCUUGAUUUCCACCAGUCCCUGCAGAUGAAUGGCAAACCAAGGUCAUCUGUUGAGUAACACUUGGUAUUCUCAGCAACUCCCGUCUCCUUGGUGCAGUAGAUGUUUACUAGUAGGAUAUGUGUUUCGGCUGUCCCGAGCAUGCUUCCUUAGUCUGUGGGAGUGGAAGCUUCAAAGAUAGCUCUGCCAGCUGAGGAGGCUGAAGUUUCAGCUGGGCCUUUAGACCUGAAGGAAAAUGAGGGUUCGUUCAGAUAUGGGCAGCAGUAGCAGUGUAGGCCGGGAGGUGCAGGAUUGAUGGGUGCAGUUGCAUGAUCUCACCAUCAAAGGAGCGCAGGGAGGGAGGAGGGGAGAACAUCACACAGCUAUAGCUGCCUCUACCUCAUGCAGCAGCCAAGAAGUGAGCUAGGGAUGUGUCUAUACCAUGCUCAAAGUUGUAAUUGCAACCUCUUGAGAGUUACACCUGGAUUAACUUCAACCUCACUUAGAGCAGUUGCAGCAGCAGGGUUGCCAAGUGCCCGGUGCCUUGCUUGAGGCUCAUGCCGCUUCACCCGCAGGGGUGGUGUAGCGCCCAAGCUAGCUAGAUUUGGGGAUUGACUUGUAAUUGCCACACAGAUAUGCCUUCUCUUUCCAGAGGAAAGUGAGCAGGACUGAGAUAACCAGAUUUCUAGUGUCCUCUCUGCCAAAGUUUGAGGAAAUGAUGGGGGGUAACACAGGACCGCAGAAUCAAAGGUGUUUUGCUGGAGGGCUUCUCCAUUGAUGCCACGUAACCAGGCGGCUCAGUUUGAGAAGUUUAUAAAUGUUACAAGAUCAAAAGGGAAUUCAGCCAUAACUUUCACUUUUCUUAGUCAUUUACUCUUAGUAACGUUUUUAAAUUUUUAAUUUACAAAUGUUUUUAAAAGAAAUAAAUGAACGGUUUAAAUUUUCCCUGUUAAAUGUUGGUGAAAGUAUGACAGCUCUCAUUGACGUCAGUGACAUGAUAUUACCAGUUUGUUCUCUGCCACAUCUUACAGAGGAGUAAACUGGUAAGUAUAUAUUAUAUAUAUUUAUACAUAAUGUAAAUAUAUUGACUUGUUACACCUAUAAUAUGUUGAAAUUGGUUUUUAAAAGGUGAUGUAAAUAGUGGUUUCCUUAAUGAAAAAUACAUAUUUUGUAUUGUUCUAAUGCAAAGGAAAAAAACCUUUUAACCUUUUUUUGUUAUGUAUAUUCAAUGUAUAAGUGUAAAUAUGAUCACAUAGGUUUAAAAUCUUUGCAUGUAUGUAUACAGUUGCAAGUCUGGAAGAAUGUAUAGAAAAAUACUUUUAUUUAAAGUUGUGAUUACCUGCUGCAUGAAAAGUGCAUGGGGGACCCUGUGCAUCUGUGUGUUGGCAAAAAAUGUCUUAACAAGUCAGGUCAGUUCAAAACACGACAGUAUUCCACUUCUGGACAUGACUUCUGCUGUGGUAUUUUCGCUUUGUGAGAGAAUGUGCUUCAAAUCAAAAGGGUCUGGGAAAAAAAAUGCAAAACUGCUUUUAAAACAUGAAGUACUCGUACAACUAUAAUCAGUCAUGUAAGUUCAGGACUCCAUUUUGCGUAAUUGAAAUAAUGUACCAGGACUAUUCCAUCCCUGUAAAACAAAGGAAUCUUGAUUUUCUUUGCCAUGCAUAAGAAUUUGGGAUUUUUCCACAACCAAUUUUAUUGUGAUGUGUCUUCAGUAAUUUAUCUAACUGGUCUCAUUUUUUUAAUUAGAAAUUAAUUUCCUCAUGUGAUGUCACAAAACUGUACAUACUGCAGUGUGAAGUUUUUUUAAAUCUUUCAGUGUUUACUUCCUGCAGAAGAUUUGAAUAAAUGAGAAAAAUGCAUUGUC
Molecule: messenger RNA, 11484 nt
Organism: Columba livia (rock pigeon)
Lineage: Eukaryota; Metazoa; Chordata; Aves; Columbiformes; Columbidae
Gene: NRIP1
Product: nuclear receptor interacting protein 1
Exons: 5
Coding region: 2936-6421 (1161 amino acids)
Biological process (GO): cellular response to estradiol stimulus; circadian regulation of gene expression; negative regulation of transcription by RNA polymerase II
Cellular component (GO): nucleus
Molecular function (GO): nuclear retinoid X receptor binding; transcription corepressor activity; transcription coactivator activity
Source: RefSeq, a predicted model, not a curated record